CAUCUUCUUCAAAACCUCAGCGAUGUGUGAGAGAGAGAGAGAGAGAGAGAGAGAGAGAGAUCGAUCUCUUGUGGCAUCUUCAAGCGUUCGCGUUCGUCGUCUUGGUUUUUGGGAGUUGGGAGGAGAAGAAGGAAGGAAGGAAGGAAGGAAGGAGAUGGGAGAAUGUUACUCGUACCCGCCGCUAUCUUUCGAGCCUUCGGAGCUGCCUAGGGUUCGGAGGCCUAAGAGACAGCCGAUUAAGGUUCGGAUCAUGCUUCCGAUGAGCAUCGUAUGCAAAGCCUGCGGGAAUCACAUUCGCCAGGGGACCAAGUUUCAUUCCAGGAAGGAGGAAGUCGUCGGCGAGAUGCGCUUGGGGAUCCCGAGAUUCAGGUUUUACUUCAAAUGCACCAAGUGCUCUGCUGUGCUCACCAUCAAAACCUAUCCGCAGCAGGAUCCCGAUUCCGUGGUGGAGUCUGGGGCGGCGAGGGUGGUGGAGGAGAAUGAGAAAAGGAGGAGUGAGGCUGGAGAGAUGGGCCAUGUCAUCAACCCCACGUCCGAUUCCAAGAGAGAGAUGGAUAUUCUCAGCGCCGCGCCUGAUGAAAUCAAUUCCAUGAAGGGUAAAAAAUUUUCUGAGGAAUCACCGGACAAGCCAACAGAUUCCUUGACAAAAGCUACUACCAGUGACAUCUCCAAUGACAGAGGAAAUCCCGUUGGAUCACUGGAGCUGGGGGUCUAAGCAGUGAUGACGGGGAUUGAGUUGCAAAGGAUGCCAUCCGUUUUCUCGCUGUAUUAGCUGAAAGCUUUUUUUUUAUAUCUGUCUGCGCUGUAAUUCCUGACUGAAGCGGGGAUCGAUUAUUAGAUUAGCUUUCAAUGGAUAGUGAAAGGAUGAGAGUAUGGCUGUAGACUGCAUCUUUGUGUUGACUCUUUAAACUGCUGAUGGUGAUGUUGUUGCGAUUCAGGGCGA
Molecule: messenger RNA, 943 nt
Organism: Syzygium oleosum
Lineage: Eukaryota; Viridiplantae; Streptophyta; Magnoliopsida; Myrtales; Myrtaceae
Exons: 5
Coding region: 23-715 (230 amino acids)
Biological process (GO): mRNA splicing, via spliceosome
Cellular component (GO): U2-type catalytic step 1 spliceosome
Source: RefSeq, a predicted model, not a curated record